AUGGCCAAACAUGGGAUUGUCUGUUGUUUGCAAGGGCAUGCCCAUGGCAACCUGAUGGUCAUGGCGAAAGCCGUGACUGAGGAUGCCCUAGCCAAGUCCACACCAUUGCCCUUGCGAUCCCGAGCGGAUGAUGCCAUACGUCCGCGGAGCCCGCGGACCCCUGGCACGCCUCGCCCCGCUGAAUCGGGACGUGCCAGCGACAGGACCAGUCCGCGGCCCAGUCCACGGCCGAGUCGGGAGGCCCGGAAGGGACAGGACUCCGAGCUCUCCCAGUGUAUCGAUGCUUUGUACAGGCACCGCAAGGAGACACUGCGCUUCUUGAGGCGGUGCGAGGACUCCCGUGAUCUAAAGUUACUGCGUGCAGCACUCGACCCACAGCCGUUUCGCCAGGAGGGCACUUCCCGGAGCCGCGCUCCGGUACGUGCGGUUCAUACGACACAGAAGCUGGUGCGGGAGUGUGAGGCAACUCCGCUUUCAGCACCGGACUAUGUUUGGUCACCGGAAACUUUGGGUUCCGUGGCUGCCAGAGGUUGGCAGUGCUUGGCUGCUCCAGUGAACGCCUCGGUGAGUACAGUACAGUUUUGCCCUGGCCACACAUUCUGA
Molecule: messenger RNA, 603 nt
Organism: Symbiodinium sp. CCMP2456
Lineage: Eukaryota; Dinophyceae; Suessiales; Symbiodiniaceae
Source: the annotation of a GenBank genome assembly